AUGUGCGAGGAGCGAUUCAGUCGUAAACACAUGGCAAAAAUUUUUAACUGGAAGAUAUUUGUCUCUUUAGUUGGCCUUGUAAGUUUUUUCUCGUUUUUCUAUCAAACAAUACUGCUUCUUAAUCAUUCAGCUAAACAUAUUCCGAUCAGUUCUUCACUAUUUCGCAAUAAAAGCUUGUUAGGAAAGCGCCAUGAUGAUAACAACUUCGUAGCUUGCAAGCUUCCCGAAUUGGAUCCGUUUCACCCUAGUGUGAUUCAUUUUACUAAGGACUUCGGUAAGCUGCGUUGUAAUGGUGCUAGUUAUUCAAGCUUCGAGAACAAUGUCCUUCGAGUUGAAGGCACUGGAGUCGUUUCCGUGCAAUACAGAACGAUCCAAAGGCCUUUGGGGGACGAUUUUGGAGUGGUUCUUUCUGAUCCAGUCAGAGUUCGCAACGAGGAAAAGCGUAAUCAAACAGGUUACUUUAGCGGAAGUGCAUCUGUAGAGACGGACUUCAUUCGAGUCGAUGUCGUCACAUCCUCGGGAGAUAUAAAAACUGACGUACACAUGCACGUGUUUCCUAAAAAAGAAGUUCUCAGAAGACAGUCCAAGCCAGGAAUUCCUUUGAAUGUUGCACUGAUUAUGUUUGACUCCACGUCGGCGGUCAAUUUUCAAAGAAAAAUGCCUCACAGUUUGGACUAUCUAAUCAAGAAUAUGACCUCGAUAUUAUUUCAAGGUGAGACAAUCGUAGGAGAUGGAACCACGGCACAGUUGACAGCGUUGCUGACUGGAAAGACGGAGAAAGAGCAAUCAGAGGCUAGAAAGAGAAUUGAUUCAUCUAGACCAGUAGACAACUGGCGUUGGAUCUUUAAAGAGUUUAAAAAGAGUGGGUACGCUACGAUGUUUUCAGAAGAUUCCCCGCAUCUUGCCUCCUUUAAUUAUCGCUUGAAAGGUUUCCACGAUCCGCCUACUGACCAUUACGCCAGACCGUUUUGGCUAGAGGCUUUCCAACUAAUGAUGAAGAGCAAAUUUUGCCUUAACAGUAGGCCUGCUCAUAACGAAUCUCUAAAUUAUUUGAUGAGUUUUUUCCGACGUUACCAGGACACGCCAAAAUUUGCAUUCUCAUCUCAUGCUGACAUAUCACACGAUAGCGUAAACACGGUUGGUUUUGCGGACGACGACCUUAAAGCAACUUUAGAGACGAUGCAAAAAGAGUCACUCUUGAAAAACACUUUGUUGAUAAUUUUUUCCGAUCACGGACCACGAUUUUCUGGUUUCAGGAGUACAAUACAAGGGAAACUUGAAGAACGAUUCCCAUUUAUGUCAUUUACCUUGCCGGAAUGGUUUCAAGACGAGUAUCCUGACCUUCAAAGUAACCUUCUUCAUAAUUCCCGCGUUCUUACAUCACCUUUUGAUGUUUAUGCAACUUUACGUCACAUCUUGUCAUAUCCUCAUUACCCAAGGGGGAUUUUAGUUGGGCAAAGCCUGUUUAGCCGGAUAGAUCCAAGGAAUCGCACAUGCGCGAGUGCUGGCGUAGACGAUCAUUGGUGUCCUUGUCUUGACCUAGAAGAGGUUGGCACUAAUGAGUCUGUGGUGAUGGAAUUAGCAGAUUUUGUGGUAUUACAUAUCAACAAUCUGACGUCACAGAAUGAAGAGCUGGUGAAGAUGUGUCGGCGGUUGAAACUGAAAGAAGUGAACAGGGCAUUCCGCGAAAUGCCCAGUGAAGCCAUGCAAAGGUUUCAGGGUACCACGAGAGAUGCACGAGAUACGUGUGACGGUUGUGGGGUGGUUUUGGGUAAAAAGUCCCGGAAUAACCUCGUUAAAGACACUUUGUAUCAGUUGCAUUUUGUUACAUCUCCCAAUGAGGGAUUUUAUGAAGCUACUGUUAGGAUACAGAAGGGUGUUCCCUCACUUGUAGGGGACAUAAGUAGAAUCGACGCAUACAAAGACCAACCAUAUUGCAUAAUGGAAGAUUUUCCACUUUUACGAAAGUAUUGCUAUUGCUUUUCAAGAAAAUUAAACAUCUCUAGUCAACGCUAG
Messenger RNA from Pocillopora verrucosa, 2016 nucleotides. RefSeq lists its product as uncharacterized. The record is from RefSeq and is a predicted model, not a curated record. Lineage: Eukaryota; Metazoa; Cnidaria; Anthozoa; Scleractinia; Pocilloporidae.